Molecule: messenger RNA, 1262 nt
Organism: Impatiens glandulifera
Lineage: Eukaryota; Viridiplantae; Streptophyta; Magnoliopsida; Ericales; Balsaminaceae
Exons: 6
Coding region: 176-874 (232 amino acids)
Source: RefSeq, a predicted model, not a curated record
UCUCUCUCUCUCUCUCCUUGCUUGCUUAUGUAAUAUCGAAUCCCGCAUCUUCUUCACCAAGGAAUACUUAAGCUGAUUGUGUUUAAUUUCAUCCAUCUUUAUUGGAAGUGAAGAACAAGAAGAAGAUAAGAAAGAUUGCCUCGUCUUCAAGGUAGGUGGUGGAUACAAAAGAAAAAUGGAGGAAAAUCCUAUGGUGGUAGUGGUGGCCGAUAUGGGUUCUGCUGCUCUGACUGAUCAACCACCGUCGUCUUGGGAAGAAGAAGAAGAAGGAUGUGAAUUGGACAAAAUGGGUAUUCAGAAAAUCUCUGUUUCAGAUGAAACAAAUAACUUGAAAUUCUCCUCCUCGGCUAUCAAAUCUGACAGCUUCGUGGUCGAUAUGGAUCGAUUCUCUCAUCUUGCAGAUAAAGACAUGCCAAGAAUCACUUUGCAGAGAACCCUUUCAAGAAAGGGUCAAGGAAGAUCUACAGGGGAGAAGAAGACCAAUUCAACUGCAACUAGCGAAAAGGACAGCUCCAUCUCUUCUCCAAGAAGUGGUGGUGUUAUAAACACACUUGAAAAAUCUAUGGUGGUGACAAUGGGGGCUAUAGAUCCUCCAUUGAGUCCUCACCACAACCAUCAUCCUCAUCAGAUCACCAUUGUCACAUCCGGAAACAACAACUCCACCACCACCACCAGCAACAAUUCAGAAAACAGAUUAACUGGAAGGAAGUAUAGUUUUAAGCGUUCUUCUCCUUCAAAUUGGAGCAUUGAUCCCAGGAGAAUCCUUCUCUUCUUUGCCACCUUGUCAAGCAUGGGAACCAUAUUGCUGAUAUACUUCACCCUUUCCAUGGGGAAGCUUAGCGGAGGAGGAGGAGACGAUGCAGCAGCACAAUAACAUCUUCUAUUUUGAUUUUAUAAGAUGAGAGGAAAGGAGAGGAGAGAACAGGACCAUGACAACAAACAUGAAGAAGAAUCUUUUUUUGGUUAAUGGAUCAUGUUCAUUUGUCCUGUGUAUUCUUUCUUUCUUUCUUUUUUAUAAUGGAGAUUUAAAAAUGGUUUCCCAUCACUCCUCCUUACGGCCAGCUUGGAGAAGACAAGAACAUAGGGCAUUGUGACAAAGACAGGGAAUCUUUUUCAUUAAUGAAUUGAGUGGAGGAAAAUCACAGUCAAACAACAUAUAUAUAAUUAACAUUAAUUGUAUACUUUAAUAAUCUGUGUUUUGUUGUAUUAGUGUCUAAAACAUGGCUCUGCAGUAUUAUGAAAUCCUUACUGAUUUUCCUGUU